Molecule: messenger RNA, 276 nt
Organism: Aspergillus niger
Lineage: Eukaryota; Fungi; Ascomycota; Eurotiomycetes; Eurotiales; Aspergillaceae
Exons: 3
Coding region: 1-276 (91 amino acids)
Source: RefSeq, a predicted model, not a curated record
AUGACUAGACUGCAAGUCCUCCUGGAGAUGCACACCCCCGGUGUACUAUACCGACAAUCGUCCGUUCGGAAUAUCCGAGAAUUGACAGACAGACAUUCGGACGAUGCGGAGAAAGUCGGGGGUGACCCUUGCUUGGGCCCCCAAGGCACAGAUGCUUUAGCUUCCGGUUCAGCUCCCUCAAGUCCCAGGGAAGAAGAUGGAUCCAUCCCCCGUGAAGGCUGUACAGGUCGGGCGCGUGCGGUCCAGGAAUCACUGUCACUGAGCAUUGAAGACUGA